Zeugodacus cucurbitae (melon fly) is the source of this 2871-nucleotide messenger RNA. RefSeq names its product gamma-1-syntrophin (gene Syn2). Lineage: Eukaryota; Metazoa; Arthropoda; Insecta; Diptera; Tephritidae. Bases 970 to 2511 code for a protein of 513 amino acids. The transcript has 14 exons. Gene Ontology annotation, molecular function: protein binding; structural molecule activity. Gene Ontology annotation, cellular component: intracellular anatomical structure; dystrophin-associated glycoprotein complex. The record is from RefSeq and is a predicted model, not a curated record.
UUUCAGCUAAUAGAGUGGAGUGGAAGAAAAAACAAAAACAAAAGUGGAAAUAUUCAAGCAAUGACGCGUAGCUAAAAGGCAAUCGUUUGAGAUGUUCGUGUUUUUGGGGGUCAACGAGUUAGCCACCCCAUACUACAAUUCAAAAUUACUGCAAACGCACUACAACAACACGCAGCGCUAAAAAAUCAGCCAUCUCUUAUACGCCUGUCUUCAGUCAGCAUAUAAAUGGUAUAUUAUUUUUUUGGGACCAGUUACAAAUAUUUUGGAAACUUAUAUUUUUGGAAGAACGGAAAGAGGUACAGCAACAGCUACUAGCUGGCAACUCCACGCUGCUUCGCUCACAGAUGGUUGAUGUGUUUGCCCAACUGGUCGUCCCCAGCAAACAUGUCGUGAAUUGCGCGAGAGAAUGUUGUGCGAGGCCAAGACAGCGCGUGAAAAAAUUCUACACUUGCAAUUGUUGGAAGGAAAAAAUUUUAAGGAAACUAGAAAAUAUAUUUUUGCAAAAUUUCUAAGCAGUGCACAAAAGAAGAUUGUGUGAAAUUAAUGUGAAGUGCGGGAUUAUGUUAUUACGGCAAGGAAUCGCAUAAAAUGUGACCCAAUUCGUUGUGUGUGCGAGUGUUGUUGAAGCUGAUUGUGCGAGCACAAGUACCAUAACAACAAUUACAAAAUAGCGAAUGUACUUUGAAAGCAUACAAUACAAUUGAAAGAGAGAGAGAAAGAAAGAAGGAGAGAGCGCGCGAAAACGUUAUAGUGUGAGCGCAAGCAUACCCAGGAGCGCUAUCAAAGUAACACGAGCCGUUCUCAUCGUCGAGUGGGUUGUGCCACUGACAGCUAGCCAGUCAGCCAGCUAGCUAGCAAUAACAAAAACAAAACGACAACAAAACAACGCAUAUUUUCAAUAGCAGCAGCCUAGCCUCUUACGGCCGUAUUCAUACUUCGCGUCCUUCAUUUAUUUACACCAGUGAAAAUAUGAAGAUCAAUGCAAAAAUGGCCACCCCUAUUGAGGAAAAGGAUGACCAGAAUUUAAAGAUUCGCACUGGUAUGGUGAAUGUCAGCGAUGGCAAAAGUAAACCAGAACCACUUAGACUGAAUUUAACUAUGGAACUAGUAACCUUACAAAGGUUAGAAGUCGUUACACCAACAAAUCCACACAAUGGACCACCAAUGGAGUCAAAGGAGCGCAUGGUACAGAUUACACGUCAAAAGCAAGGCGGCCUUGGUCUAAGCAUAAAAGGUGGUGCCGAACAUAAAUUGCCCAUUUUAAUAUCGCGCAUUUACAAGGAUCAAGCGGCGGAUAUUACCGGCCAACUAUUUGUUGGCGAUGCGAUAAUUAAGGUGAAUGGCGAAUACAUCACCGCAUGCCCGCACGAUGAUGCGGUGAAUAUAUUGCGUAAUGCCGGUGAUAUUGUUGUGCUGACGGUGAAGCAUUACCGUGCUGCGACGCCAUUCCUGCAAAAGCAACUUGCCAAGGAGACACCCGAUUCGGACAAUGAUGCAACAUGUGCGGAAUUAAAGGCUGACGAAGGCUACAAGUCCUCGGUAAAUAACGGUACAAUAAGUCGCAGCUGUAGUCGCCCGAUGUCGAUUUGUUCGGAACCGGAAAAGAAAUGGGUGGAUGUGGUGGCUGUGCCGCUGAUGAUGGCCUACGUAACGCGCUAUAUCUAUGGCACCGAUAAGUUACGCCCCAAUGCGUUUGAAGUACGUGGCCUUAAUGGCGCCUCGACUGGCAUAAUACACUGUGAUGAUUUGGCCAUACUCAGUCAAUGGCUUAAAUUGAUAACCGACAAUGUUGUUGGAUUGACACAUUUACAAAUGAAGCUUUAUAAUCGCAAUUUUGCCGUUGGCGAACGCAUCGAGUAUAUGGGCUGGGUGAAUGAGGGUGUUAUUAACAACAAUAUCUCCUGGCAAAGUUACAAACCACGUUUUCUAGUAUUAAAAGGCACUGAAGUGAUGCUCUUUGAAACACCACCGUUAAAUGUCGCCGGUUUGUCGAAGGCGCUGGUGGCUUACAAGGUCUAUCAGACGAUGUUUCGUGUUGUGAAAGAAUCGGAAACGGUGGAUAGUCGUCAGCAUUGCUUUCUGCUGCAGAGUUCCGGACAUGAGCCGCGCUAUCUGAGCGUCGAGACGCGUCAGGAGUUGCUACGCAUUGAGAAUAGUUGGAAUGCGGCCAUAGUGACGAGCGUUAUUAAAUUGGGCCGCAAAACUUUCGCCGUCUCACAUCAUGGCAAGAGUGGCGGUCUAACUUUAGACUGGCAGUCCGGGUUCUCGCUGGCGGAAGGUGCCGACUCGGCCAUCGUUUGGCAGUAUAAAUUCUCACAACUACGCGGUUCCAGCGAUGACGGCAAAUCAAAAUUAAAACUACAUUUUCAGGAUCAUGAAACGCGUGCAAUUGAAACAAAAGAACUGGAAUGUCAAGUGCUGCAAAGUUUACUCUUUUGUAUGCAUGCCUUUCUGACCGCCAAAGUCGCUUCGGUUGAUCCGGCGUUUCUAAGUUCGAUACAACAAACUUAAAAUCGGUGCACUAAUGAUAGAAACAAAGAAAUCGGAUGAAAUUCGAUGCGAUUAAUUGAUAUUUAGAACAAGCGAAAAUGCGCUACACAAAUGUGGCAGCAAGAAAUUUAUUAUUGUAUUGAACAAUUUAAACGACAAGUAGGUACUUAAACAAUUACAAACUAACUAAAGAAGAAAACAACAAAAAAAUAUUAAAAAAAUAAAUAAAAUAAAAAGAAAGAGAAAUAUUUAUAACUGAUAUUAAAGAAAAUUAGCUUAAAAUUUAUACUUAUACUUUGGCAUAUACCACUUAUAUAUAUAUAUUAUAUAUACAUAGAUAUUUAAAACAAUUACAGUACUUAGUAUGGAUAUAAUUGAAAA